CUCCUUGUCACGAUGAUGUGCUGAACAAAUCGAUCACAUUUAACGAACAUGUUGGAGGGUGCAGUGGCGAGGCUGCUCAACCAGCUCCUCGGCAAAUACGUCACCGAUCUGGACACCGAGAAUUUGAACGUCGGCAUCUUCUCGGGCCACGUGCAGCUGACCGACCUGAAGCUGAAGUCCGAAGCUCUGUACGAAUUGAAGCUACCAAUAGAAGUGACGGCAGGAACAAUAGGCAAGGUAUGGCUGCAAAUCCCCUGGACCUCCCUGUGGAGCCAACCCAUCGUAGUCAACAUAGAAGACAUCCACCUAGUGGUAGAACCCAUAGUGUCCCAAGAAAGAACCUUCGACGCCGAAAAGAACAAACGACUGAUACGUGCCAUGAAGAAGAAGAUCAUCUCAGACCUGGACACCGAGUCAGAAAUCUUCGGAGGUCCCUCAUCGUUCGCUGAACACUUGGUCACCAACAUCCUGAACUGCCUUCAGCUGAACAUCACGAACGUGCACAUCAGAUAUGAGGACUCCGGGAGUGCGAGGAGGCACGUUGCGGCCGGCCUCACCAUUGGAAGCAUCACUGCUGAGUCCACCAACAGCAAGUGGAAGCCGGCACCGUACGAAUGUUACUCCGACAUGUCCCACUAUUUGAUCAAGUUCGAAGCUGUUUCCAUGUACUGGAACGCCAACGCCAAAAAGAAGCAGUGGAACUUGCCCACGGAGUACUACAACUGGAGGAACGCCAUGUCGAGCAGCUUGCAAAACUACUCAAUCAACGAUGAACAAUUUGACUUUUUGGUCAAGCCGAUGACUUCAAAGAUUAAAAUAGUGACGAAGAAGUCGAAGCAAGGCUACGUGACGCACCUGAACACCGACAUCAUCCUCCAAGAUUGCAACAUUCAAGUAUCCAAGGAUCAGUACGAGUCAAUAGUUGCUGUCUUCGACUCUUUGGAAAGGAUGAACAUUAGUUGGAGCUUCCUUGCGUUCAGGCCAAAGGAAAGGGUUUUGGAGAACAGGAGGGCUUGGUGGAAGUACUGUUGCUACGCCCUUCUGGAGCAACGUGUCAAACCUUACACCUGGAGCAAAAUAAAGGCUGUAAGGGCUCACUACAAGGAGUACAUUGAUACGUACAAGCAGAUAAUAUUGAACCCGAACGACACUGAGCUGAAAUUGGACCUGCAGAAGCACGAGGACAACUUAUCGGUCACUAACGUCGUUAUAGCCAGGCAAUAUACAAGAUUACUGGUGCAAUCAAGGAGCAUUGGAGAGAAGAGCUUUUGGUCAAUACUGCCAAGUCCUGAAAGGCUGUUGUUGUGCGAAAAAAUAGGCUUCUUUGGUAAAAACAACGAAGAACGUCCACCAAUUGAAAACAACUACAACUUCCGAAUUGGCAACAUAAGUGCAGCUUUAACAAAUCACAACAAGGAAAUCCUCAUGGUCACCUUGACUCAGAUGCAGUUCUCCUUAAGUCCGAAGUACGGCGAAGACACUUACAAAGCAGGUUUGAAAAUAGAAGGGUUGAUAGUGGAGGGAGCCAGCUCAGAAGAUGCGUUACUGCCAAUCAUUUCGUCGGAGCACCUAAGCGACAGCCCUGCUUAUUUUUUUAAGGCUGACAUUGAAAAAUUGCCAAAGGACUCGUUGCACCCUUACAGGUUGAACGUGGCGUUGCAUUCUGUUGAGUGUCUUUACAACAAGCAAUCAUUGGAUGAACUGGAAGGCUUCUUUGAUAACUUGCUGAUAUCCAAGUGUCUGUAUGACUGCAUCAAGAAAGGCCCUCACACCUUAUUCAACUUUAUGAGUGACAAGUUGGAGCAAUGUUGGGACAUGAACUUGCACAUUAAAAUGCCAUACAUAGUAAUACCUGAGUCACGAAGUUUCUUGAAGACCGAACAUAUUUUAGUCGUUGAUCUGGGCAAAUUCACAAUAACCAGCGAGAUUUGUCAGCAAACUGAGAUAUCCGAGAACGCCACCCAAAUGGAAUUGGAGGAACAGCUGUACUCAAAGCUAAACAUAGACUGUUCCGACAUACAAAUAUUGUUCUGUGAUACUAGUGAUAAUUGGAAGGAUGCUAGGAAGGAGAAGGACACCGAAAUGCACAUCAUACCCAAGACGAAUUUCUCAUCGGUGUAUGCUGUUUCUGUGGCAGAUUUAAAGACAAUACCAUGGUACAAGUUUAACUUGACGUUCCAAAACUUGAAGGUGAAUAUAUCAGAGAGGAAAAUAGGAGUGUUCCUAAAAAAAAGCUUGAUGAUGAGCCAUCCUGAAGACAUGAACGAAGCUUGGGCCAGGUGCGUCGAUUUACCAGGGUUAGAAGACAAUAUAUCUCCAAAUAAUAACAUAGAUGUUUUACUAAGAGUCGUGAUAAACGAGUUUUCUGUAGUAUUCUCUCGAUCAAGCGACAGUACUGAUCGACAGUACUUAAUGCUGAGGCUAAGCUUGCUCUCAAUGGAUGUAGCCCUCAUGACUUUUGGUCCAGCUUAUCAAAUUUCAGUCAACAGCAUACUGCUCACAGAUAAACUGCACACAACCCCAAGUGGGCAGUACCUAGACUUAAUUUACAGCCCUUUACCUCCAAAUAACACUGAUGUGAUUACUAUUUUAUACAGGAAGGUCAGUGCCAGUUGCCCAGACUUCUGGUCCCACUUUCACGGAGUAGAAACAUCCCUAGUAGCCAAUUUGGGGACCAUCAACUUACUGCUGCACCAAGAAGCAGUGCACACCAUCAUCAAGUACUCAAAGUACAUGGUAAACAAAGUCAAAAGCCAAAUAUCCCAGUUUUUAAAGGGCACAAUUAGCAACGGUGUCAAAUUCGUCCUGAGCAUCCUGCACAAGAAAACCGACACUCCAGUACCACCGGGUUCGGUGAAGUUCUCGCAUUCGGCCCGCUUGGGGGACUUGAAUAUAAUCGUGUGCGAUUCGGACUUUGAUAUUGUGAACAUACAAAUGUCCGGUUUGGAGAUGGACUUUCUUUUUAGGGCCAACGAGCGUUUCGUCUUCAGGUCGUACCUGAGCAACAUCAAUGUUGAGCACAUGAGUGACAUAACGUUGUACUCUAAGGUGUUGACUACUGAUGAAGACAAAGUUUUCGAAGUGAAGUACGUCAGAAAUGCUCCACACUUGAAAAGGGGCGACAUAUCAGGAAGUCAGGAUUUUACUGCUGAUGGUACCUUUAAGUUCCAACUGGGACGAAUACAUUGCACUUUUCUUUAUAAACUAAUUGUGCAAUUACAGAGGUUUAUAAUCAACAUGGAGGCACUACCAUACUUGGAGGCAUCAGUUGCCUUCCUGAACAAAGCAAUAAACAAAGCAACAGCCACUUUCACGACCAACACCAAAAUUAAUCUGGCAAUAAACGUGUGUGGUCCAGUUUUGCUGUUCCCUCAAAAGUCAUCAUCACCAAACGUUAUGGUCAUUGACACAGGGGAACUCCACGUGGAAAACUUCUUCAAGGAUUACCCGACUGAAACCAUUGAAAAUAUCUUGUUGAAGCUGAGCGGUAUAACUGUAACAAGAGGCGUUAUGACUUUAACAUCCACUUUGGAGAUGCAGGAGAGCUUAAUUGAGCCAAUUUGUAUGAACAUGGACAUAAAGAGGUACACAAACUCCAAAACCUCACAAAAAUCAUGGGACAUAGACAGUGUGAUAGAAACUAUCCAAAUAACACUGGGACAAAGAGACCUAUCGACUUUAUUCUCCAUUUACACCGAUAACAUCGGAGAAGGACAAAUCCAAGACUUGUUUCCAAACCAGAUAAAGUCUCCUUCUGAGUCACUAGAGUCGGAUGAAACCGUCAAGACUUUAGAAGCCUUUUUCUGUGAGCCCAAACAGAAGAAUAUUGUGGCCAAAUGUGCAAUCGAAGAGAUUCAGUUGUUGCUGUUUUUUGAUUCUGGGGAGUUGUUGAGUUCUCCAAUACGGGACCUCAAUCAUGGGCUGUGUAAGCUGUCGAUUAAUGACUUGGACACAUCUUUUGUGGUUUACACGGAUAAAAGUGUUGAUGGUAAACUGUCUAUUGAUCAAAUUGCCAUAGAAGAAAUUGGACCAGAUGCUAACAUCUACGACAAAAUAAUCCUUCAGUCACCAACAGAGAACCCCAAAAACAACAACUGCAACAUAACAGUGAACAAGCCACCCUUAAUCGACAUAACCUUCCACCAAAACAAAAGUGGAGACAAAUCAGCUGACAUGAUCAUAGGAAGGCUGAGUUUAAGCUUAUCAGUACCAUUUUGUGAAAAGCUAGCCUUGUUUGCCUUGGAGUGUCUUCCCAAAGACAACGUGGACACAGGCAUAAUUAAUCCAGGAUACGAAGCUGACAUACACACUGUAGCAAUUGAACAGAAGUCAUACAACUCAAGCCUCACAGUUUCGUUGCGAAUCAACAAGCCAGAACUGAUAUUUUUGGUCGAAACCACCUCAAACAAAAAGCGGUAUUUCAUAACAAAGAGUGAAAUCCUCCUGGAUUAUUCGAGGCAUGGCAACAGGUUGAACUUGGUCACUUCCUUUUCCGGCCUUCACACUUUGUUUUACGACAUAGGGGUGUACUCCUCCGAGCCUUACGUGAUUUUGAAGCAGUGCGACGUGGAGUUCUGCAAGUGCUUCACCGAGGAAAAGGGCAACAAAAUAUCCCUGUCGAUAUCUUCGAUUUACGUCCGGGUUUGCAGUGAAGUCGUCCACUCGCUGAACGACAUCCUGAACGACAUAGUGGAGCACUUCAGAGUACCCGACAGGGAGCUCAAAAAGGAAACGUGGAAGUCGGAGCAAGGCAAAGUAGAAGACUUGUGGGAGCCGAAGAAGAUAACCGAGUUCAUUGAGAACGCCGGUACCAUCAUGGACAAUAAAACGAACAACACCAUAGUCACCCACGAAAUCCUGCUCAUUCCCAAGUUUGAAAUUAUUGUAGUCUUCGAACUGGAACAAGUCCAGGUGCUGCUAAUCAAAUCAACCAUAGAAUUAACUUUGUACGACUGGUCUUCUUUGCUCAAUUGUACCUGCGAGGUGACCUUGCAAGGGAACUACUUCAAUGAAAGCUUACAAACUUGGGAGCCGUUCAUAGAUCCCAUAGUUUUGGACGAAACCGAAUACAGACCUUGGGACAUUUUGUUUAAAAUAUAUCAGGACAAAUCUAUGGCAAUGUUGGACACCAACGAGCAAAAACCAAAAGGUAAUGGCAAAGUUAAGAGGACACCUCACUCCUGUAACACCACCGAAGAUGAAGACUCAGGAGAAGACAUGAUGUAUUUGGAGCCCAUCAAUUCCUUACACAAUGGUAACAACAGAAGGGUCAAGACCAGCUUGUCAACCUUCCUAGAUGACUCUGACUCAGAAAACGAAGACGAAACUAUGGAAAAGCUGGCUGCUGCUAUUUCUGACCUUUUUACUGGUGAUUGGAAUGAGCACGAAGACAGUGACUGUGACCAAUCGAGUGAUGGCGAGGAGGACAACGAGGACAGCGUCAAGGAAAAAGCUCAAGAACAUUCUGACUUUAACAUGAACUUCAAAAAAUCUUUGUACAUUUUGGUUGAUGCCAAAGACACCCUUAACGUCACCAUCACUCCGGUGUUUCUGAAAGUAUUAAACGAGCUUUACGUCAUGUAUUCGACGAAGAUUUUAUCAGUCUUGGACAAUCGGAAGUCCAUCACCUUAACCAACGAUAUUGCACCGCAAACCAAGAUUGAAUUGUAUGAAAAAACGUCCAAUGACGCAGAUGGGAACUAUUUAAUCAGUGUUAAAACUUACGAAAAGGAAGAGUCAGUACCCAACAGUCCGACCAAAACCGGGUACUUUGUCCCAAGCUUCAUUGACAACAUGAACGACGACAAAGAUAGUGAUGACACGAUUAAAGAAGAACAAGAAUUCCAAUAUGACUUCGAAACGUUGUCCAGCCUUCAGUUCCCAAUAGAGACUACGUCCCAACUCUUUGAUAAAAUCAACAGACACUUCAUGAAAAUUUACGUACCCAACUUCCAUACAAUUCAAACUAACUGCCCGAAACGUAACUGGGAAAAACUUAUUAGGUUGCAAUCUAACACCACGAAUCAAACUUACUAUCUGGCAGCAAAGCACACCUUGGGAAAGAAUGGAAGAAACGUCGUGAUUAGUCCGCCAUUACAGAUCAAAAAUGAAACUUGCUUUGCCUUAAGUAUUCUGUACCAACCUUCUGUACUACAACAACUAGGUCUGGAACCUUUGGGAGACAUAACAAAUCCCUUUGAAACAACCAUGAGGAUUGCUGUCUUGGAAGCUUAUGAGCAAUACAAUGUACCCUUACACAUUGCAUAUCAUUGUAAGCUUUUCAUACAACCAGCUUAUGCAGAAGGCCACUAUGCUUCAGAAAAUGGUAUUUGGUGGAAAGAUUUAGCUACAGAAUUGGACACAGCCAUAAAUCUAAGGUGUAAACCAAAGUCUGAGUCAAACCUGGAGGUGUUUUCUCUUAGGGUAAUGAUGAAACGAAACCUGGAAAUGAAGAACUCUCAAGCCCACUCAAUACCUAACUAUGUUAUUCACCUGUUGCCCCCGUUGAUCCUCCACAACUAUCUGCCCUACUCCUUAGAAGUAGAAAACAUACAACUAAAACAGUUGAUUAAGGUUGAACCCGGUGAAAAAAAUAGUGUGUACUCCUUAGACUUGUCCAGAGACCAAAAGUUGCUGGUUAGAGUUAAGUAUAACACAAUUUGCUGGACUGGGCACUUGAAUUUAACCACACAUUUGGACGAAAAAAUCAUUGUUCUAACCUCAGAGACUACAGACAAUUUGAAAACUCUUGGUAUUAACGUGAAAAGCGACAGAGAAAACAGCGUGAACAUCUUCUUCUACGCGCCAUAUUGGAUCAUCAACAAAACGGGCUUGCCUUUGGAAAUUAAGGCUUCAGCCACGAAUUCAACGUACAAAAGCAUAAACGAGGAUAUUCUGUUGUUCACCUACAAACGGCACGGCAAACAAACGUUGAACGUCAGAGUCUACGAGUCAAACUGGUCCAAUGAGUUCGGAUUGGAGUGCUCCGGUACCACUGGACUGGUUGUUUGUAAGGAUAACACAAGGAAGAAGAAGUACUUGUUCUUCCUCAACACCAAGCUGUCCCAAAUCUGCCCGAGGCUUACCAAAAUUGUCACCUUGUUGCCCAGUUUUAUUGUUACCAACAAUACCGAUAAAAAUUUAAGGUUCAUGGAACACAACGAAAAGACGGACCUGUGGGUGGACUUAAGUCCUUAUCAAAAUGUAGUGUUCUGGCCUGAGACGUCGUCCAUGCAAAUGUACGUCAAGUACAGGGACAGCAAAUUGAUAUCUCAGGCCUUUUAUAUGACCACUCAUCACAAAACUGUUCUGAGAAUGGACCGGGGGGGGGCACUAACUGUUGAGGUCACUGGAGGCAUCAACGAACCCUUCAGAAUCUCCUUUCAGGAGUACAAAAGAGGAGAUGCUCCGGUACUUGUCAAGAACUAUUGUGCUGAUGUGUUUCUGAAGAUACAACAACAAGACCAAAGCCCUGUGACCUUGGUGAACCCUUAUAACUGCCUCAUGUAUACUUGGGAUGACCCAACCAGGUCCAGGCAGUUAGUCUGGAACAUCUACAACAAUAAAGGCUCGGGAUUUUUUAUAGACAUAACUAAAGAUGGAUACGGUGAAGAAAAGAUUAAAUUCCAUAGUGUAACUCCCAACACAAGCAUGCAGGAAUCAUCCAGCAGUGAUGACUCAGACAGCUCCGACAGCAUGCAAAGCACCAUGAACAAGAAAGUCAGGAAAGAUAAAAUAAUAAUAUAUUGGCUUUGUUACCGAGAAGGACUGCAAAGGAUCCUGCUAUUUACCCAAGAACUAAGGAUCUACAACAACAUCUUAAGAAACAUCUUCCAAGAGUCAUCAAAUUUGGACUGCUUAGUGUCUUUAUCCGGCGUAGGUUUCUCCAUUUUCACCAGUGAAAACGCCAAAAAGGAGCACGUUUACUUGGCACUGACUGACACACCUGCAGUUUGGGAAGUGAACGUGGGCCACAAGUGGAAAACGUUAACCUUAGAGCUGGCGUCUUGGGUCGAGGACAAGUACCGCUUGCACUACAAAAAAUGUCAAUUAAAGGACUACAUCCACAUUGAUUUCGAGAAGAUGUUUAUGUUGAAGCCCUUCUUCGCAGAACUCAGGAGGUCCUACAGUCCUGCCGUGUAUUUCCACGUCAGGAAGUCAAAUUCGUAUCAGUAUUACAACCUGAAGAUCCAAAACGUGCAGGUGGACAAUAAGUACUCGAAUGCCAUUGUGUUACACCCCGUGCCAUCGAGUAACAUUAAAGAAACAAACCCUUUUGUGGACGUAGGGGUUUCCAAAUACAUUUCCAAGGAUUGUGACGUCUACAGGUACAUCAAAGUGAAUGUGGGCGACAUGUACUUGAACAUAGAAAACGACUUGUUCCUUGAGUUGUCGCAGCUGUUCUCAGAAAACAAGAGAUUGUGUUCGGAAGUGUCAACCAAUUACGUGCACGAUAUAUCGUCAAUUCACUCCUCAAUUACAAUAAAGCAAAUUGCCUCAGAUCAUUCCAGAACUGUGAUAGAGAACAUAAGCGUGAAUAGUUUUUCGGUGCAACUGAACAUCAUGAAUAAAGUUCAAAUCAGCCUGACAAACACCAAAAUUUUCCCAAUCAAAUUCUUGGACUAUCUGUUUCCCAUCAACAUAUCUCCGUACAUGCCCAUGGAGGGCGUCCACCACAAAAUUUCCUCCAUUGAGCUCAUAGACCUGAACCAAAGUCUCAGCGAAUGCAUCUACGACGUUCUUGAUCAAAUCACCACGCAGUUCCUACAGCAGUACUACUCGCACGUGCUUGGGUUGCAAGUUUUGGUCAAUUCUUUCGCAAUAACACCAUCAAUUGAGUACACCCACGUCGACACGGAGAAGAUCGUCAAUUUAUUGUUGUACGGUUCGAGGUGCCUAUUGGGGCACAUUAACAUGUCACCUGCAGCUUUGGAGCAGUGCAUCGUGGACAUUUUCAUCAACCAAAACAUUGAGAACAUCCAGCGGAUAAGGCGGCACGGCUCUUACUACAAAUCAGAGAUGUUCCCCAAAGCCAUAACAAUAUCCAGCAGGAACUUCAACACUGGAGUACCGAACGCGUUGAAUCAAAUCAUUGUCAAACACCACAACGCUGGAAUUAACUGUGAUGGAGAAAUGUUCUUCAAAACUACAGGCAAAGCCUUGUUGUCUUUAAUCACGAGGCACCCGGACGAAAAGUCGGACAGCGUGGAGGUGGCCAGGGAAGCACUCAGAAGGGCGUCGAUUUUGGGGGAACCGAUCAAAAUCCACCAAAGAUUGGCCCGUUAUUGCAAUAAAUACUUGGGUCUUAAGCCGAUGUCCGUGUACGAAUCAAUGGGGCAACAUCUGUUGGAAACGGUGGGCAGCUCCAGGUUCAUCAACGACUCGUACUGGAACCACGCAGCCAUCGACAAAAUUGGAAAGUCCAUCAUAAUUGUGUCAUUAGAGCAUGUAAUCAGAAUUAACAAAUGUAGAUUGUGGGGUCCUUGGGAGGUGGAAUGGAUAAUGGAUCUGGACGACAUAGUGUCCAUGCCUAAGGUCAACUCCGGCGAAUUAGUGUUGAAUAUAAGACCAAAUGAAGCCAACGUAGGUGACCAAAUCAAAAUAAACGGGGAGAAGGAGAUGCUUUUGUGGCUUCACGAGAAAAUUGAGCAAGCAAUCAUUGUUAGCAUGGAAGAUAAAUCUUGGGCACUAACUGACAACUAAAUGUUUUUAUUCAUAUACUUGUACAUGUAUUUAUUUGAGUAAAUAAAAUUAUAUAACGUU
Molecule: messenger RNA, 9762 nt
Organism: Aethina tumida (small hive beetle)
Lineage: Eukaryota; Metazoa; Arthropoda; Insecta; Coleoptera; Nitidulidae
Product: intermembrane lipid transfer protein VPS13C-like
Exons: 31
Coding region: 49-9702 (3217 amino acids)
Biological process (GO): protein retention in Golgi apparatus; protein targeting to vacuole
Cellular component (GO): extrinsic component of membrane
Source: RefSeq, a predicted model, not a curated record